Molecule: messenger RNA, 567 nt
Organism: Schistocerca serialis cubense
Lineage: Eukaryota; Metazoa; Arthropoda; Insecta; Orthoptera; Acrididae
Product: octopamine receptor beta-2R-like
Exons: 3
Coding region: 1-567 (188 amino acids)
Biological process (GO): adenylate cyclase-activating adrenergic receptor signaling pathway
Cellular component (GO): membrane
Molecular function (GO): octopamine receptor activity
Source: RefSeq, a predicted model, not a curated record
AUGGCCGCCAUUUAUAACUCACCGCGCCUGCCGACCACCUCGCGAAAUAAAGGCCACGGCUCGGAGCGGCGCUGCUGGCUCCCCUGCAGCCUUACAGUCCGGAGAUCCGCAGCUGCCCAGGCCGGCGCUCGUCUCCAGCCCGUGGGCACGCCAGUCGCGUCUACGGCGCAACAGACCCGCAGGAGCCAGCGUGGAACGGAACACAGCGAAGCAGCACGGUACUUAGGCACGGUGGUCCGGCAGCAGAGCAGCAGCUGGCGGACGGAGCACAAGGCGGCGCGCACGCUCGGCGUCAUCAUGGGCGCCUUCAUCCUCUGCUGGCUGCCCUUCUUCCUCUGGUACGUGACAACGACGCUGUGCGGCGAGGCGUGCCACUGCCCGGACGUGGUGGUGGCGGUGCUGUUCUGGAUCGGCUACUUCAACUCGGCGCUGAACCCGCUGAUCUACGCCUACUUCAACCGCGACUUCCGCGACGCCUUCGGCAACACGCUGCAGUGCUUCUUCCCGUGCUGCUUCCGCAGCGCCUGCUGCCGCAAACCCGACACGCCCGCGGCGCACUACGUCUAG